UUCACAAUUCCCUUGCACAUAUUGGAAUGUUUACUCACUUCGGUCAGCGCGGACGUGCAACCACCGUCUGUCCAGUGACAAGCGUUGCGCUGUCGGCUCUGGUGCCGCAGCUCCCUCACCUUAACCCUCAUUCCCUUACCGACAAGCUGGUAACCAAGCUCAAUUGGCCAGAAGAGGAACGCGAGAGCGAGGCUGACAUACUCCAGAAUGUGUAUGCGAUAGUGAAGCAGGACGAGGAGGGAAAGGUAAACCUUCAAAGCUUCACGUCCCAGAAUUGGUCUGGUCCCACGUGUUUGAAGACACAUCCACGGUGAACAUCCGGAGAGCGCUAGGGAUUGAUGCUAAACAGGCAGGCACGCCUUCUGCAUUAUCGUAUUCAGAGAGCUUCGCCCGAUCACGAAACCGAACGGGGACGACUUUCUCAACGCAUGGUGGCAAAUCGUUGUCAUUAUGAGCUUUGGAAAAAUGGUGUCCAUCACCGCGACGUCAGCCCUAGCAAUCUCAUGGUUUACAAGACCUCAGACGGUCGAUGGAUUGGUCUUCUCAAUGACUUCGACUUAUCAUCGGCUCGAGACACUCCCUCAGGCCAGGAGCGCACAGUACCUUUCAUGGCCAUGGAACUUCUCACAGAGGCAGCCAUCGAAGGCCAGGUCAAGUACCUGUAUCAGUAUGACGCUGAGUCAUUCAUAUGGGUCCUGGUCUAUGUCUGUCUUUGUUAUGAACGCGGCAUGUUCAUCGGCAAGCGCUCACCGCUCAAUGCCUGGCUGAGAGCCGAUGCCGUUGAGUGUAGGAUGCGAAAGAAUCACUUCUUAACUUUCGGUCGACAAACCGCGGAACCCACACCAUCGCAUGGAGGUAUCAGGAAGAUGGCGCGAUCUUGCCUUCUGACUGUCGUCCAGCAUCAUGUGCCGGAGCUGGUACCCGCGCUGGAGGAUCAUGUCGUAUUUCAGACAUGGCUUAGGAAGAAUAUACUUGAGGCCAAGAUAUUGUCGCCGGCGCUCCUAGAUGUUCGCUUGUAAAUUAUGUAGUCUGUAGUAGCCGACCAGAUAUGAUCAUGCAGCAUAUCUCGAAGCAGC
Molecule: messenger RNA, 1076 nt
Organism: Suillus clintonianus
Lineage: Eukaryota; Fungi; Basidiomycota; Agaricomycetes; Boletales; Suillaceae
Exons: 2
Coding region: 339-1019 (226 amino acids)
Biological process (GO): protein phosphorylation
Molecular function (GO): ATP binding; protein kinase activity
Source: RefSeq, a predicted model, not a curated record